Saprolegnia diclina VS20 is the source of this 1114-nucleotide messenger RNA. RefSeq lists its product as hypothetical. The transcript has 2 exons. Gene Ontology annotation, biological process: protein homooligomerization. The record is from RefSeq and is a predicted model, not a curated record. Bases 27 to 1058 code for a protein of 343 amino acids. Lineage: Eukaryota; Oomycota; Saprolegniomycetes; Saprolegniales; Saprolegniaceae.
AAAAAUAGGUAGGAUCAAACCAAAAUAUGAGCGCGCGACCGAUGGAGGCGACCCCGCCCGCUUCCGUGCUUGUCCACUCGCUCGUCAAGCUCAUCCCGUUCGUGGUCUCGGCGCUGAGCAUGGCGAUGCUCGUGCUCAUGUACUGGCGCUUCCAAGUGCUCGCCAGCACGCUCUCGACCGUUCCGAUCGCGUUCGUGCGAAUCAACGUCGGCGGCGCAACGUUUCAGACAACAACAGCGACACUGCUCCGACGCCUCGACUCGGUCUUCCCCGUUGUGCUCUCGGCCCCCAACUGGCCCCGCGACGAGUCGGGCGCCUACCUCUUUGAUUGGGGGCCCGAAGACGUCCCCAUGGUGCUCGAGUACCUCCGCACGGGACGACUUGAGGCCACCGCACCAUGUGGCGACGGCACAGUUGCCAGCAGCCACCACCUCCGGCGGACCUUUGCGUUCUUCCGCCUCUCGCUGCCGCCUGUCUCGCUCGCGUUGCAGCACACAAUGACGUCAGACGUCCAAGUCGCUUCGGUCUUCCUCCGCGAACGAGUCUUUUGGGACGUGGACCGAAGCGACACGUCGAUUGAGUUUGGCGACGACGCUCAAGUGGCGACUCUGUUGCCGACGGUGAUGGAGGAUACCGACAAUGGAACGUCGCCGCUGCUGCCGCCAACGCUCGUGGGCGCCGAUGCCGUCAACGAAUUCGCCGUGUGGACGUCGGACAUUUACCGAAUCGGUCUCGGGAUCGCGCCCCGGCAUUGCUACUGGAGCCUCAUCGAAGACUGCAUGUGGCAUCAUGACGGACUGCUGAGUAGCAAUGGUAAUGACGACGACGUUGAUGCAACGCCCGGCAUUUUGCAGCUCCGGUGGGAAGGCAACACGCGCCAUGUGACCAUCUCGCACGCCGCUUGCGACGACCUCAACAAGUGCACUGUCGAUUUCGUCAAGGUGGCGACCGUCCAGACGUACCUUGGGCGCAACGCCGAUGUCUACCCCGACAUUCGCCUCUUUCCACGCAACGAGACGUUGAUGGUGACUGUGAUCAACCCGCUCGAAGCCUAUUGACAAGAAAAGAAACGUGAGGAAUAUAUAAAUACGAGUAUUCGAGACGUGAAAUGACA